Phlebotomus papatasi is the source of this 2279-nucleotide messenger RNA. RefSeq names its product alpha-1,6-mannosyl-glycoprotein 2-beta-N-acetylglucosaminyltransferase (gene Mgat2). NCBI's taxonomy places the organism in Eukaryota, Metazoa, Arthropoda, Insecta, Diptera, Psychodidae. Gene Ontology annotation, molecular function: alpha-1,6-mannosylglycoprotein 2-beta-N-acetylglucosaminyltransferase activity. Gene Ontology annotation, biological process: protein N-linked glycosylation; oligosaccharide biosynthetic process. Gene Ontology annotation, cellular component: Golgi stack; Golgi membrane. The transcript has 12 exons. Bases 612 to 2234 code for a protein of 540 amino acids. The record is from RefSeq and is a predicted model, not a curated record.
GACAGUUGACUAUGGUCUUUCAACGAGGUAACAUCGCUAUGCGCUGUUUUGCAGUAUAUUGAUUAAAUAAGUGUAUGAGGUAUUUCCUCAAAAAUGCCUCAAUCAGUGUGACCAAGUGUGACCCAGUGAACCUUGAGACACUUUCCUUAAUCGUGGACAAUCAAAGGAAUUGAUCAGAAAGGUUGUUCCAGACUCUAACGCCUCAAAUCAAGUGCACCCAAAUAAACAAAAGGACAAGUGCUUUAUUCAGGAGUUUGGCCAGAAAAGUAACCAUCGUGUGGAAAAACAACAUGAUUAUCGCUUUUUCACCGAUCGUGACUCAUUAUCACGAUGUGUCAAUCACAGAUAGAAGAUGGAGUCAUUUAAGCAAUUAAUUGAGAAACCUUACAUCACAGAGACACUUUAGACGUAGAAAACUAAUUGGAACAUCACAAGAAGUUUAAAAAAAAAAUAAUAAAACUUAGAUAGUGUUUGAGGCCACUGAAAUAGCUGCCGCCUGAUCAAACAUGGAAUUUUGCUGUGUGUAUCGAAAUAAGCGAUAAAACAUUGGAUUUUUUCUGUCUCAGUGAGAUACAACGGUGGAAGAGAGCGAGAAGUUAUCGCUGAGAACCAUGAGAGGCAGAAGAAUUCCAAUUCCUCUACCAAACACAGGCACAAUGUCGAGAAGACGGAGUUCUUUUUGCCUGAGAACAUCUUUGGUCAUCUUUCUGGUUCUUUUUAUAUUUCUACAGUUACAUAUUAUGAGCUACUCUGAUCCACGAGAAUCACACAUCAAUGAUGUGACAAAUGAUUCAACAGCUGCUAUUUUAUCAAUGGUACCCCCAGUUUUCCACAAGUUCUUAACGGCUAAAGCAAAAAAUGUCAGUCAUGACCACAAUGGUUCAGCGUCAAGUGGUGGUGAAAUGCAAUUUCAUAGUCCAAACAUCAGUGAGAUGAAACGAGCUAUUUUUCGAUACAAUGAAAUGCAAAACGUCAUCAAUGAGGACAUUUUUGGACCCCUACAAAAUGAUUCUGUGAUAAUAGUUGUACAGGUUCACAAGCGCAUAACGUACUUACGGCAUUUAAUUGUAAGUCUAGCACAAGCACGUGACAUCUCAAAGGCACUUCUAAUCUUUUCACACGACCAUUAUGAUGAGGACAUAAAUGAGUUGGUGCAGAGUGUUGAUUUUUGUAAAGUGAUGCAGAUUUUUUAUCCAUACUCCAUACAAACACAUCCUAAUGAAUUUCCGGGAGCUGAUCCACGUGAUUGUCCCAGGGAUAUGAAAAAAGAGCAGGCUCUUAUCAAAAAAUGUAACAAUGCGCUGUAUCCUGAUCUCUAUGGGCACUAUCGUGAAGCAAAGUUUACACAGACAAAGCAUCACUGGUGGUGGAAAGCCAAUAGGGUAUUCAAUGAAUUGGAAGUUACCCGUUUUCAUUCAGGUUUAGUUGUAUUUUUGGAAGAAGAUCACUAUGUAGCUGAAGAUUUUCUCUAUCUAUUGGGCUUAAUGCAGAAAAGAUCCCAUGAUCUCUGCCCUAAAUGCAAUAUUUUGUCUCUGGGGACGUAUCUAAAGACUUUUAAUUAUUACACAUACAGUAAUAAUAAGAGCAACAAAAAAGCUUUUUUUGGGCAAUCACGUGCUGCGGCUGCUUCAAAUUCAAAUGCAAUGGAUCUAAAUACACAUACUAACAACAAUGCAAAUAAUUAUCACGGUGGUGGAGGAAUAUUAAUGGAAAGUAUCCCUGUCACUACUACUGAGAAAUAUUCAGCACAGUGGGGAUACCAAGUUCUCCCAUCUCUGUACUCUAUUUAUCAAAAGGUUGAAGUGACUCCAUGGAUAUCCAGUAAGCAUAAUAUGGGAAUGGCCUUCAAUAGGACCACAUGGAAGGAAAUUGUGAAAUGUGCUGAACAUUUUUGUUCAUAUGAUGACUACAAUUGGGAUUGGUCACUUCAGCAUGUCUCACAACACUGUCUUAAGCAGAAGUUGCAUGUGAUGGUUGUGAAGGGACCAAGAGUCUUUCAUAUUGGUGAAUGUGGUGUUCACCACAAGAAGAACAACUGUGAGUCCAACCAGGUGAUAUCAAAAGUGCAAAAGGUGCUUCACAUAGCCACAAAGGCCAGCCAACUCUUUCCCAAAACCAUUACACUCACGGUAGCGAGUGUAGUGCAGAAGACAAAGCUGAGGAAGGGUAAUGGGGGUUGGGGUGACAAGAGAGAUCAUCUCCUUUGUCUCAAUAUGACUCUGUCCGGAAGAUAAUUUCCCCAGAUAUUCAUCAUUUUACCAAUAAUUUUUUUUUUCAAA